GACAGGAAAAUGGCCGGCAAAGUCUGACGGACCCGUCCCCACGACAGAAGGAGGGAGGGGGUGCUGGCUCUGUAGGGAAUAAACAGGAAGACUUUGAGAAGGACUGAGGGAACCCCCACCUCUGAGAACAGAAUCCCACCCUGCUCCUCAUAUUAGCCAUCGUAGAGCUCCCCAGUUGGCUCAGGCUGAGCCGCAGCCCCCUCAUUUCUGAGUGAGGGGUGUAGGGGAGGGGGAGGCCUUGGUCUGAGGGUCCCACGGCAAGUCAGCAGAGGCAGCUGCCUCCGGUUGGCAGAGGGAAGAUUCCCAGGCCCUGCUGGGGAUAAGAGUGAGGACUGAGGUGUCACAUGUGCUUCAGAGCAGAUGUGAGGCUGCCCCGACUGCCCCCGUGGUAGAGUAUGGGACGUGGCUGCCACCUCCCUACCUCCCUCUGCUCUCAGGGAUGUGGAGGUUGUGCUGAGGUUUUGCCUCAGGCCAGCAGAAUGGUAGGGACGUGACCCGAUCUGAGAAAACCUGACAAUGCUAAUUAAAUUCUAGGGGGCUAUGAACCCUGUAACUGUGGGGCUCCGGGAGUCUGGCCAGCCCCGGCUGUCAGCCCCGGGAGGCCCAAGCCUCUGCUUGCAGUCUUUAGCCUGAGGUGCUCCUUCACUUCCUCUUGCAGGUGCUCCAGGAACCACGUGGUGAAGAGCUGGGUCUGAGUUGCACUUCCUAAAGCCAGCACAGCAGAGGAGGCCCAGGCAGUGCCAGGAGUCAAGGCCUGUGGGAUCCCAUCAUCUCCAUUCCUGCUCACACGUUUACCUGCUGCUCCUGAACAACAGGCCUCAUGCCUCUUUUUCCAAACCUUUCACAUCUCAGCUUUGAGCAAGACUUCCAGAACCCGACUGUGAUAGAGGACUUGGUAGAUGCACAGGAUUCCAUAGAUGAGGAAGAGGAGGAUGCCUCCUCCACUUCCUCUUUCCACUUUUUAUUACCCUCCUCUUCUUCCUCGUCCUCAUCUUCACUCUGUACUCUAUUUCUGAGUGCUUCAGAAGAUGAGGAGAUGCCUCUUGCUGGGAUACCACCUCUUCCCCAGAGUCCUCCCAAGAUUCCUCCCCAGUGUCCUCCUGAGAUUCCCCAGGGUGUUCCACAGAGUCCUCCCCAGAGUCAUCUGCAGAAUCCUCCCCAGAGUUCUCUGAACUCCUGCUCCUCCCCUUUCUUGUGGACCCCAUUGGAGGAGGAGUCUAGCAGUGAAGAAGAGGAGGAAACACCUGUAUGGCAGGCUUUCCCAGAUAGUCAGUCCUUGAGCAGGUAUGUGCUGGAUGAAAAGGUGGCUGAGUUGGUGCAAUUUUUUCUCCUCAAAUACCAAAAAAAGGAGCCUGUCACAAAGGCAGAGAUGUUGACUACUGUCACCAAGAAGUAUAAGGACUAUUUUCCUAUGAUCUUUGGGAAAGCCCAUGAGUUCAUAGAGCUAAUUUUUGGGAUUUCCCUGACUGAUGUGGACCCUGACAACCACUGCUAUUUCUUUGAAGACACAUUAGACCUCACCUGUGAGGGAAGCCUGAUUGAUGACCUGGGUAUGCCCCAGAACUGUCUCCUGAUUCUUAUUCUCAGUAUGAUCUUCAUAAAGGGCAGCUGUGUCCCUGAGGAGGUCAUCUGGGAAGUGUUGAGUGCAAUAGGGGUGUAUCCUGGGAGGGAGCACUUUAUAUAUGGGGAGCCGAGAGAGCUCCUCACUAAAGAUUGGGUGCAGAGAAAGUACCUGGAGUACCGGGAGGUGCCGAACAGUGCUCCUCCACAUUAUGAAUUCCUGUGGGGUCCAAGAGCCCAUUCAGAAGCCAGCAAGAGAAAAGUCCUAGAGUUUUUGUCCAAGUUAUCCACUACCAUCCCUAGUUCCUUUCCAUCCUGGUACAUGGAUGCUUUGAAAGAUGUGGAAGACAGAGCCCAAGCCAUAAUUGACACCACAGAUGAUACUACUGCCGUGGCCGGUGCAAGCCCCAGUGUCAUGUCCUCCAACUUCUGUCCUGAGUGAAGUAUGAGGCACAGUAUUCCCUGUGUUUGAAGAGGGCAGUCGAGGUUCUAGGCAGUGGAGGGCCAGAGUGGAGCCAGAGGGACCAGAGUGUUCUUUGUGUUCUUGUUUUGUAUGAGUGACUUAGAGUUUAAAAGUUUGUGUGUGUGUGUGGGGGGGGAGUGUAUUUUACAAAUGCUUCUCCCUCCAAUAAAGGAGUUGGUCUUUGACUCAAAUUCUGGCAUCUUUGAGUUGCAAUCUUAGUUUAUGAAUAUUAUUUACACUUGUGUUGUUGUUUAUCUGGUUUAAGAGAGAGUGAUAUUUCAUAAGAAAAGAAGGGAAAACCUGUCUUAAUUCUGUGAACUGAAACAGUAUGUUGUGAUGUUCGGUAAGAAUUUUCUUUAAAAUGUGAAAUAACUCUGCAGUUAAAUGGUGGAACAAAAUAAAGUAUGGUUGAUAUAUUUGCA
Molecule: messenger RNA, 2445 nt
Organism: Sapajus apella (tufted capuchin)
Lineage: Eukaryota; Metazoa; Chordata; Mammalia; Primates; Cebidae
Product: melanoma-associated antigen C2-like
Exons: 2
Coding region: 821-2002 (393 amino acids)
Biological process (GO): negative regulation of transcription by RNA polymerase II
Cellular component (GO): nucleus
Source: RefSeq, a predicted model, not a curated record